AGCCGUUCCCCGAGCUGAAGUUGUGUCGGGAUAGUAAGAGGUGUGCGGUAUGGCUGGGGAGACCUUCAAGGCGUUACGACUGUGUCAGCAUCACUUAGCGUUACUGCAGAGAUGUCCACACCCAGGUACAAAGCUGCUGCUGCACAGGUCUUUCAGCUCCCAGAGAGGAGGGCGGAGUCCUGGACUGGUGAAGAAGGUGUUGGUGGGUGUGUCUGUAGGAGUGCCUGUCGUCAUGGGAGUUCGAUACGCUGUCUCUGAACCCAGAGAAAGAAGGAAAAUGGAAAUCUUGGUGGAGGGAGUAGGUCGCUUCUGCAGGUCUCUCUAUGUGGGAGUUGUGAUCUCAGUAGAUUAUUGGUGGACCACAAAUGUCACUCUGCGCGGUGUGGAUGAGAGCAGCCCAGCGUACGUGACGGGGAUGUCUGCGUGUCAUCAGAGAGCGGCCGACAGUAUUGUGGAGGGGGCGGUGCAGAACGGAGGCGUCUACGUCAAACUGGGACAGGGCCUGUGCGCGUUUAACCACCUCCUGCCCCCCGAGUACAUCCGAACCCUGCACGUCCUGGAGGACAAGGCACUCAACCGCAGGUACAAAGAGGUAGAUGCUCUGUUUCUAGAGGACUUCAACACCACUCCAGAUAAGAUGUUCAAAAACUUUGACUAUGAGCCAUUUGCUGCAGCAAGCUUGGCCCAGGUCCAUAAAGCAGAGUUGCAUGAUGGGACACCGGUGGCUGUCAAGGUACAGUACAUAGACCUCAGAGACCGUUUCGACGGUGAUAUCAGAACCCUGGAGAUUCUGUUGGAUAUUAUCAAAUUCAUGCAUCCCAGCUUUGGCUUCCGCUGGGUCCUAAAGGACCUGAAGGGUACUUUAGCCCAGGAGCUGGACUUUGAGAAUGAAGCAAAAAAUUCGGAACGCUGUGCAGAGGAGUUGAAACAUUUCAGAUUCAUUGUUGUGCCCAAGGUCUACUGGGACUUGACCAGCAAGAGGGUGUUGACCGCGGAGUUCUGUGAAGGUUGCAAAAUCAACAACGUGGAGGAAAUCAGGAGACAAGGGCUGAGUUUGAAAGAUACAGCUGAUAAACUUAUACGCACGUUUGCAGAACAGAUAUUUUACACUGGCUUCAUUCAUGCUGACCCACACCCGGGAAAUGUGCUAGUAAGACGAGGCCCGGAUAAGAAAGCGGAGCUGGUUCUGUUGGAUCAUGGACUUUACGAGUACCUCAGUAAAAGCGACAGAGUUGCCCUGUGUAAACUCUGGCGUUCCAUAAUCCUGAGAGAUGAGGCUGCUAUGAAAAGAUACUCUCAUGACCUUGGGGUCAAAGACUACUUCCUGUUCUGCGAGAUGCUCCUGCAGCGGCCGAUCAACAUGCGGGAGCUGGGCCUCGGGAACAUCCUGAGUCGGGAGGAGACGUCUUACAUGCGGAACAUGGCGGUAAAUCACUUUGAGAACAUCAUGCGGGUGCUGAAGUCUCUCCCGCGGCCGAUGCUGCUGGUUUUCCGCAACAUCAACACCGUCCGGUGCAUCAACAUCACGCUGGGGGCGCCGGUCGACCGCUACUUCGUCAUGGCCAAGAGCGCCGUUCGAGGGUGGGGUCGGAUCCAGGCGGACGACACCAGGGUGUUGCCGAGGUUACGGUUGUUCCGCUGGGUUCGGUCCUUCUGGGAGAACUUCAAGUUUGAAUGUGCUUUAAGGUCAGAGAUGGCAGUGAUGUCUGUAACUCGUUGUCUGCUUCACCUGCUCUCUUACUUUGGCCUCAUAUCAUUGGACGAGGAGAUGUACCAGUACUUGAAGUGAAAAGAAACCAAUGUUGCCAAAGUUCACUCAUACCUCAGCAGGGCCUGAGUUAAUCUACAGACACGCCAAACCCAGAACAACGAGGCAACCUCAGGCACAGAAGGAAGGAAGGAAGGAAGGAAGGAAGGAAGGAAGGAAGGAAGAAAGAAAGACCAGCCAUGAGAUUCGAAGGUUCGCUUUUGAGACGUGAAAUGAACUCAUUGUUGCUCCCUGAAUGGUGCUCACUUUUUAACAUUAAAAAGAAAAAAAAAAAAUCCUGGACUCACCAAAUCACACACGCUUGAGUCUGCAGACAGAACACGCCGGGCCCUUUUAUGUCCAUCCGUUGCUCUCACUCUCUCUGGAAUAAGCUGUUUUGGUUUACAUUAAUGAAGAAAGAAAAGUAUUAGGAUGGAGCGUUCCAUCAAUGCACUUUGACCUUCUACCUUCUUCGUGUCGUUAGCGAUGCAGUCUGCGUGACGGAAGCUCAGAGGCAAUUUUCAGUCCAGUUUGGUAAACACAGGGGUUCAUAUUUAGUUUUAUUUUGUUUGUGCUACUUUAUUUAUACUUUGUUGGAAAGAUUAUGGAUUUUAGCCUUUCGUUUUGAUUUUUAACCCUAAUAUUUUAAGCAGUAUGAGCACCAAUGUGGAAGAUAAUAUAAUUUUAAUAAAUGUCUUACUGAAUAAAUUAUUCCUUGUAUAAACCAUGCUAAUGAAGAUUUGCCAUACAUUACCAUGUAUAUAAAUAUUACCCAUUAUUAUGAACAAGCCUUUUUGAAAUUUAUGUAUAGAGUAAUGAUAAACCAUUGACUUUUGUCUCCUCCUGAGAGUUAAGAUUGAUGAAUGUACAUUUUGUAUCCAUUCAGUCAAGCAGAAUCUCCUCCUGGAAUAAAUUUUAUUGCUGUUAACCCUUGA
Chanos chanos (milkfish) is the source of this 2682-nucleotide messenger RNA. It is a transcript of the gene adck5, whose product is annotated as aarF domain containing kinase 5. NCBI's taxonomy places the organism in Eukaryota, Metazoa, Chordata, Actinopteri, Gonorynchiformes, Chanidae. The record is from RefSeq and is a predicted model, not a curated record. Bases 50 to 1789 code for a protein of 579 amino acids. The transcript is spliced from 15 exons.